Messenger RNA from Lachancea sp. 'fantastica', 411 nucleotides. Lineage: Eukaryota; Fungi; Ascomycota; Saccharomycetes; Saccharomycetales; Saccharomycetaceae. The record is from the annotation of a GenBank genome assembly.
AUGGACCGUACCGUCUAUGAGGCCUGUGCCGAGCAGGUGGAGCAGUACGGUCGCAAAGUGAGUGCGGACGAGAUCCUGUCACAGAAGGUCAACAACAUGGUGCCCAUUCCGUUCAAGUCCAGGGAAGACCUGGAAUUAGCCGCCAUGGCCGAUAAGCAAGAAGGUGUGUUUUCGGGGGAUCUGAUGCCGCAGAUAGAUCUCAAGGUGCUGCAUUACUAUGCCACGCAGCUCAUCGUGCAGAAAUAUCCCCAUUUGGUCAACAGCUUUGACGAAACGGCACUCAUAACGUUCGGGCUCUUGGUCGAGAAAUGGGUCAAUGACUACCUCAAACAACAGGAGCAGGGUCGCUCAGUGCCUGCCGAACUCAUUUCUAAGAACACCAACUACAGACAGUCGCCAUCGGAUAUUUGA